Molecule: messenger RNA, 4954 nt
Organism: Mauremys mutica (yellowpond turtle)
Lineage: Eukaryota; Metazoa; Chordata; Testudines; Geoemydidae
Product: zinc finger protein 420-like
Exons: 4
Coding region: 71-2329 (752 amino acids)
Biological process (GO): regulation of DNA-templated transcription
Source: RefSeq, a predicted model, not a curated record
ACCGUCUGCCCGCACCAGCCCCCCAGCCGGAGCCUGCAGGUGCUUUAAAGGAGCCGGCCGCGUGUUCCCGAUGGAGAAGUGGCUCUUCCUAGAUCCUCGGCAGAGGGCCCUGUACAGAGAUGUCAUGCAGGAGAGCUAUGAGACCCUGAUGUCCCUCAAAUAUCCCAUCCCUAAACCGGACGUGAUCUCCCGGCUGGAGCACGGGGAAGAGCCGUGGGUCCCCCCGGAUCUCCAGGGCUCUGGGGGACAGGACCUCCCGAGAGGCGCCAACCCAGGGACCGCGAGCGAGACCGAGGGCGAGGCUCCACGGCCAGAAGGCCCCGAGACGGCAUCAUCGGGAAGCAGCCGGGGGAAGGUGGGCCGCAAUCCCAAAGGGGGCAAAGCCGGCAGGUCCGGAGGCCAGCAGGGAAAGCCACCGGGGAAGAGACGGGGCAGAGAAGCUCCAUGCAACGGAGGCUUCAAGAAAGUCCGGGAUGGGGCGGCCCCGCGGAGAGGCCGAUUGGGGGAGAGCCCCGAAGCCAGGCUCAGCGUGGACGGUAGCAGGCAACUUCCUGCGGGAGAGGAGCCCUCUCUGUGCCCGGAGAGCUCCGCCCUCCUGACCCAGCAGAGAUCCCACGCGGGGCAGGGCUCCUACCCGUGCCCGGAGUGUGGGGAGAGCUUCAUCGAGAGCUCCGCCCUCCUGACGCACCAGCAGUCCCACGCCGGGCAGGAGCCCGGCCCGCGGCGCCGGCCCCAGGCUCCCGGCGGGAAGCGUUACCGCUGCUCCGAGUGCGGGGAGCGCUUCCGGGUGAGCUCCCACCUGGCCACCCACCUGCGCCUCCACACCGGGAUCAAGCCCUUCCAGUGCGCCGACUGCGGGAAGGGCUUCGACUGGGGCUCGCACUACGCCCGGCACCGGCGGCUGCACACCGGCGAGCGGCCCUUCCAGUGCACCGACUGCGGGAAAUGUUUCGGGCGCAGCUCCCACCUCUACCGGCACCAGCGGGCCCACGCCGGCGGGAAGCCCCUGGAGUGCCCGGACUGCGGCAAGGCCUUCAACAGUAGCGCCUUCUUCCACAAGCACCAGCGGGCCCACGCCGCCCCCCGGCAGCCCCACCGCUGCCCCGAGUGCGGGGAGAGCUUCCCCCGCCGCGCCGCUCUCGCCCGGCACCGCCGGAGCCACCGGGGCGACAAACCCUUCCGGUGCGGGGACUGCGGGAAAGGCUUUGCCUGGAGCUCCCACCUGGAGCGGCACCGGCGCGUCCACACCGGCGAGCGGCCCCACACCUGCGGCGAGUGCGGGGAGGCUUUCAGCCAGAGCGCCCACCUGGUGAAACACAAGCGGGUGCACACGGGCGAGAGGCCCUACGGGUGCCCGGACUGCGGGAAGAGCUUUGGGGACAGCUCGGCGCUGGCCAAACACCGGGGGUGCCACGCCGGCGGGGAGAAACGGCGCCUGGCUGCGAAACGCCUGGUGGCAGAGAGACCCUAUCGGUGCGGCGACUGCGGGAAAAGUUUUGCUCGGAGCAUGGCGCUGGUGAGGCACCGGAAAAGCCACGCGGAGAGGCAACCUGACGGUGGGGAGAGCUCAGCCAAGACGAGCCCCCGGGGGGAGAACUCCUGCCAUCCCUGCCCCGACUGCGGGAAAAAGUUCCCUCGAGGCUCCCAGCUGGACAGACACCGGCGCCUCCUCCACACGGCGGGUCAGCCCCACCGGUGCCCACAGAGCACAGCGCUGGCCAAGCAUCGCCGGGGCGACAGACCCUUCCGGUGCGGGGACUGCGGGAAAGCCUUCGCCUGGAGCUCGCACCUGGAGCGGCACCGGCACAUCCACACCGGCGAGCGGCCCCACACCUGCGGCGAGUGCGGGGAGGCCUUCAGCCAGAGCGCCCACCUGGUGAAACACAAGCGGGUGCACGCAGGCCAGCGGAAGAGCUUCGGGGACAGCUCGGCGCUGGGCAAGCACCGGGCCGGCAAAGAGGACACAUCCCACCGCUGCGGCGACUGCGGGAAAAGUUUCAGCUGCGUCACGGACCUCGACCGGCACCAGCCUUCCCACGCGGCGGAGAAACCCUACCAGUGCGGGGACUGUGGGAGAAGCUUCAGCCGGGCACCGGCGCUGGCCAGGCACCGGCGGCUCCACGCCGCUGGGGGGAAACCCUUCCGCUGUGCCGACUGCGGGAAGGGAUUUGCCUGGAGUUCCCACUGGGAGCGGCACCGGCGCGUCCACACCGGUGAAAAGCCUUUCCAGUGCGCCGACUGUGGGAAAUGCUUCGGCCGUAGCUCCCAUCUCUACCGGCAUCAGAGGAACCACCCCAGAGAGAAACCUUCCUCCCAAGGAGUUGAGUAAAGGGGAACGUGACCACCAGGAAGGGACCCUAAUGAGACAACAAUGAAACCAACCCCAGGAACUCUCCUGCCAAAGGUGCAAGGUGUCUGCCAGGGACGAGAUAACAAGGAGUCCACCUGGGAGAGGAACCCCUUUGAGUUCGAUCCGUAUUAGGCAUCGGGGAAGCCUUUCAGGGCUAAGAAAUCCAAUCCACGCGCUAACCGGGGAUAACACUCCUCCAUCACGCGUGUUCGGCUGCCCCCAGCCGCUGAUCAGUGACCCCCUGGCGGCCGGCACGCCAUGAAGCAGGAUCUCCUCCUCUCAUCCAAGUUGGAUGGGAAGCAGCAGGGGGAGGGAGGGAGACGGGGGAGGUAAGUUGCAAUACUACAGAAUACUAUAUUCUUGUGGGAGCCCCUGCGGGACCUGGGGCAAAUUGCCCCACUUGCCGCCACCUCUGGGCGGCCCUGCCCCUGAUGUCCACCCUCGUGCAGGCCCUCUCCCCUGUCUCUCCCCUCCACCGGGCAGGCAUCAGGGCCGCCUCCUACUCGUCCGUGGAUGAAAUAAAGGCUCAAGAGAGAAACUUGUCGCACAGAACAAUCCGCGACCCAGCGGUGGUUUCAGAGGAGGCACUGGACGGGAGGCGGGGAAAGGCAGAGGUGCCGCUUCUCAGCAGGCAGCACUCAAGCACUCCGGAGGAGAGGAGGCCAGGCUGCAAAGGUCGAAACGGAGAACCCCUGGAACUGGGAGGCAGAACGGACCUGGGGAACUCACUGCUGCAGGAUAAGGGCGCCUGUCGGGAUGGUUUCCUGCAAGCGUUCACAGGCAAAGGGCUCGAAGUCCCAGGAGCAAUCGGGGCUGGGUGCCACAUUUACAUUGUCCCCCAUUAGCCAGAGCGUCAAAUUUAUACCACUCCCCAUUAGCCAGAAUGUCACAUUUAUACCAUUAGCCGGAGUGUCACAUUCCCCUUUAGCCGGAGUGUCCCAUUUAUACUAUUCCCCAUUAGCCGGAGUGUUGCGUUUACACCAGUCCCUGUUAGCCGGAACACCACAUUUUAUACCUUUCCCCGUUAUCUGACCGAUUCUUAGAGCUGCUGUGUCAGGGCACGUUUCAAAGCAGGAUCCAGGAUUUUCACCGGCGCCGACGUUGGUAGUCGAGUCUAGGAGAAAAGAGGCAGAAAUGGGGGGAAGAAAGCAAGACCCUGAUCCCUUUAGUGGUUCCUGAUGCAGUCAGGAGGAAAGGCGGGAGGAGGCGGGAGGCGGGAGCUGGUUGAAAUGCUGGGAUUGAACCAGGGACAGCCAGAGUUAAAAGCGUGAGUAGCUGCUCCAGCUUGAGUUAAAGCGUUGAGUCUGGCUCUGUCACAACUCAUGCCUUGUGGAUCAGCACAGAGGGGGACUCGGGAAUGAACACUCACCGAGUGGAUUACACAGGGACACCGCCAGGUUGGUUCUUGGGGACCAGGUGACUGAGAACUGUUAACUCAGUGCACAGCUGAGAGGCAGGAAAUCCCUCAAGGGCCGGCCGCAGCAUGGGAAGAGCAGGGAGGCCAUCCUGGGAGGAGUAACCCCGUAAUCCUUAGGGGAUGACCCUGAGCGGGACUGAGAAGGAGGCCGGGGGAGAUGACGCCCCUUAGUGGGUCCUGAAUCCAGGCUGGGUCCCGUCACUUAGCGCAGCUGGUCCCCUGUCCUGAGUGGGGAUGACAGAGACUGUCUGUGUCCCAUUCACCCCCACUAAUCUGCCCGGGGAGGGGAUAAAAGCCUCAGCUGGGAUUGGAGACCCGGAGGCUGCUGUGAUUUGCCCCCUGCCGAUGAGGCCACCUGCUGGCAGAGAAGGGGUUAACGCUGCGCUAUCCGGUCCCACUAGCAAGUGGAUCACUGAACUCCGCUUUCUCUGAGCAUUUGCAUUGUUGCCUAUUAGAGAACAGUGUGGCCCAGCAGGUCAGGGACUGGCCUGUAAACCAGGAGACCUGGGCAAGACACGUACCUUGCCUUAUGCCUCAGUUUCCCCUCUCUCCCUUUGUCUGUUUAGACUGUGAGCUCCUUGGGCAGAGGUUGUGGGUUCAUCUAGCAUCCAGCACAGGCUGGUCCUACGAUAUUCCAUCAUGUGCCCAGAACCCCAGCAGUUAGAACUGAGGUCAUAGACUCCCCACCGCCUGUAAUCCUGUCUACACUGGAUCCCCAUCUGUCUCUCUCCGCUGAUCUGUGCUUUCUCCAUCCACUCUGAAGGGCUGGAUUUCUGCUGAGGGGUGGGGUGGUCUAUGAGCAGCAAUUGGCUAUAGUUGUACAGGUUUUAAAACAAUGGGUGUAUCCGGGGAGGGUGGAAAUCUGUCUAUUGAGGUUUGAUUAUGGGGGGGUUCUAAUGUUUUCUUUUAAUAAGUAGCCGCUGCUGUAUGGGUGUCAUAUGAAUAAACUGUAACACAAUCGGCUCUAGGGUAACCAGACGUCCUGAUAUUUGGGGCUUUGUCUUAUAUAUGCACCUGUACCCCGUGGAAGUGUCCUGAUUUUUCACACUUGCUAGCUGGUCGCCCGAAUCAGACCACCACUGUAUGCAGCCAAGUUGGAAGAACUUCCUUAACUCAGCUCCCUGGCUCAGCGGCGUGGGAUGUGAGUGUCCGCAUGUGGGGUGUGUACCACUAGGGGGCAGUAUGCU